Molecule: messenger RNA, 2876 nt
Organism: Zeugodacus cucurbitae (melon fly)
Lineage: Eukaryota; Metazoa; Arthropoda; Insecta; Diptera; Tephritidae
Gene: Cdc23
Product: cell division cycle protein 23 homolog
Exons: 5
Coding region: 1-2049 (682 amino acids)
Biological process (GO): cell division
Cellular component (GO): anaphase-promoting complex
Molecular function (GO): protein binding
Source: RefSeq, a predicted model, not a curated record
AUGGAGGAGGAUUUAUUUAACAUCCCAUUGCCCGACGUAAAGCGAGAACUUCGUCGAGGUAUUGUCGAAUGUCAAAAACGGGGGCUAAUUCAAAGCGCUAAGUGGCUCGCUGAAAUGAGCCAUGGCCUUAGUGAUGUCGAAUGUGAUGGAGAUGUUCCAAAUCGUUGCAAACAAAACAUACCGUCUGAUAAUGAGGAAGGUUGUCAAUUUCUGGAGGGCAUAUCACAAGCUGAAUAUGAUAAUUAUUUUCUCGCUAAGAGUUAUUUUGAUGUGCGUGAGUAUGAUCGAGCUGCAUACUUUGUGCGAAAUUGUGAAUCGUCUGUUCCACGUUUCCUUCAUCUUUAUGCCACCUUCUUGGCAAAAGAAAAAAAACGUUUGGACUCUACAACAGAUCGUUCGAAUUUGAAUGAUGUAGGACACGUACGAGAUAUGACAGAACUGUUGGCAGUUCUUCGUUCGGAAUAUUCGCAUGGUCGCCUCGAUGGUUAUGGAAUAUAUCUUUAUGGGGUGGUAUUAAAAUCAUUGAAUCUUAAUAAAGUGGCAAUACAAAUGUUGGUACAUGCAAUCCGACUAGCACCAAUGUUAUGGGCAGCUUAUGUUGAGCUAGCAUCGCUCAUACUGGAAAAAGAAAAGAUGCUGUCUUUAAAUUUUGGAGGACAUUGGAUGCGUCACUUUUUUGUUGCACAUAGCUACAUUGAAAUGUACUUGAAUGACGAAGGUUUAAAAGCAUACGAAGAUCUCCAACAUGCAGGAUUUCGUAAAAGUGUAUAUGUUACCUCCCAAAUGGCUCAGGCAUAUCACAACAAAAGAGAUGUGGACAGAGCAAUUGAAAUUUUCCAAACGCUACAGGAAGUCGAUCCAUACCGCUUGGAAAACAUGGAUACAUACUCGAAUUUGCUUUUUGUAAAGGAAUUGAAGACGGAAAUGGCACAGCUAGCGCAUAAGGCAGUUAGUAUUAAUAAGUACUGUCCAGAAACCUGCUGCGUUGUUGGCAACUAUUAUAGCAUUCGAUCAGACCAUCAAAUGGCCAUUGUCUACUUUCAGCGCGCGCUUAAAUUAAAUCCGAAGUAUUUGUCAGCGUGGACAUUAAUGGGUCACGAGUUUAUGGAACUGAAAAAUACAAAUGCCGCUAUACAAAGUUAUCGUAAGGCGGUGGAAGUAAAUAAGCGAGACUACCGCGCCUGGUAUGGCUUGGGUCAAUCAUAUGAAAUCCUCAAAAUGCAUUACUACAGUUUGUAUUAUUUCAAAAUUGCACACCAAUUACGUCCAUAUGAUAGCAGAAUGCUUGUGGCUUUAGGAGAAACGUACGAAAAACUAGAAAAAUUCGAAAAUGCUAUCAAGUGUUAUUGGAAAGCUUGCGAUGUGGGCGACAUAGAAGGAGUUGCUAUGUGCAAAUUAGCUGGUCUACAUGAAAAAAGGGGAGAGAUCGAAGAUGCUGUUCAGUGUUAUAUAAUGUAUUGCGAUGACGAGAGAGCAGCAACAGACAAACAAAGUUUAUACCAUGGUUUCAUGACAUUGGCGAACUAUUACGAAGGAAAAGGCCAAUUUGACAAGGCAUCACAUUAUGCUUAUAAAUGUCUCGAAUCCGAUGAGCGGAAAUCUGAGGCAAAAGCAUUGCUGAAAACCAUUGAAAAUAAACGUAGUGGGAAAACGGGAAACAGCGACAGUGAAGUGAAUAAUUCUGCGAAUGCAAACGUUAUAGCAGCGGAUACCUCAUCAGAUGAUGACAUUGAAAUGGAAUUAAGUGAAUACCUAUGUAGUGACUAUGUGUUGUCCUGUCAAUCGGAUAUGAAAGUGCCAACAAAAUCCGCGACAACCGAUGCUGAAAGUAUAACAAAUUUACAUUUGGCAUCAACUACAGCCGAUAUGAGUUUAAACGAAAGCGAGUUGGCUGCUUCAAACAGUGCAAAUGAGAUUGGACCAAGUACAAGCGCGGCGGCAGCGAGUGUGAUCGGGCAAUCAAAUGAAAAAUCGGUACAACCAAGAGAUUCAGAGAGCAACGAAGACGAGCCACAUUCCAUGGAAAUAUCAUCAAUCUCUAUAGAUUAGAACGAUGGAGUCCAUUCUCUCAAUAUUCUUUGCUAGGCAAAGUACGUUUUAUAUAAUCGCAUUAAAGGAUUAGUUUAGAGGAUUAUUGUAAGGAUAUACCACAAAGUUAAUAAUAUGAUCGUUCUAUAUAUAAAAGUAUGCCAGUGACUGAAGAACAAUUAGAUUACUGCAUUAUUUUAAAUAUUAUCCAUGAGCUCUUAAGUUGUUAAAUAUAAUUGCUAUGAUGUACUUAUGUAUGUCUUAUAUGAAAAAUUUGCUUCUAAACAACAAUCAUUUAUUUAAUAUUACAAUAGAAAUCGCCUGAGUCUAUAAACUUAUUAAAUAUUGGUAUUGAAAUUUAAUCAACACAAUUGAUUUUGUCAUUAGCACCAUCCUCUAAUAGACUCUAAAGUGAUUACAUUAUGGAAAUUUAAUAUCAAAAAAUAGUUGUAGAAAAUAAUCAAUCAAACAAAACAAAAAUUGAUAAAAUAUAUAUUUGUACAUUUUUGAAUUUUACUAGUUUUGAACUAUUUUAAUAAUCCAAAUAUGUCCUUCUAGAGAAGGUUUGAAAAAUAUCAUUAACCUUAUUUUGCAUAAAAAGUUAAAUCAAUUACAUUGUUUAUAUAUGAAAAUGUUACAUAAAACAUUUGUUCAUUCUCCUACUUAGUACUUAUUCUCAUAUUUCUACUACUUCUUUUAUUGCGUUAAUAUAAAAAUAGCUAAUUAAACGAAAAUUCUAUAAACUUAUUGCUCACGUUUAACACGUAAAACCAAGCUUAUAAAAAAUAACACCAUAAAGAAUAUAAUCCAAAUGGAAAGCACGAAAAUAUCGUGGCCAUAUAAGUCGC